CUUAGCCGCAUAUAUCUUUGUGUGAUUGAGGCCGACUCCGGCUUUGGAGGACAGGUAGUGCGCUGAGGUUAUCCAUGGCAUCAGUUCAUCUUACACAACGAAUUUAACAACAAACCAGUCAGCGUGAAGUCUUACAUAAUUUUAUAUUUUGGUAGGACAGACAGACUGAAGCACAACAUGUUAAUAUUAAAAUAUCACAUGUCACUGCCUGUGGCGGUGGGUGUCAUGUUGGUGGGCUUCCCAUACUCCAUCUCUCUAGCUGCCCAGUGGAUUUAUGGCUGGCCCAACAAACCUGGAUAUAAAAAGUACAUGGAAGCUUUAAAACCAAGGCGAAUAUACUGUUUGACCAGAGCUGUCCUGGAAACUCUCAAAUAUGUGCAAUAUGGGAGACUUUACUUUCAGUGGAAGUCAUGGUACAAGAAUGACGAAAACCGUAAGCAUUAUGAAAAGGGAAUCACAUUCGGCCGCCGAGGCAACAAGCUGGACUUGUACCACCCUCCAAACGUGGGCAGGUUUGUUGAUGUGCCUGCACCACUGGUGGUUUUCAUCUACGGAGGUGCAUGGGGCUCUGGAGACAGAUCCAUUUACUGUUUGCUGGCGAGACAGAUGGCUGAAGAACUGAGUGCAACUGUCAUUUGUCCUGAUUACUGUACCCAUCCAAAGGGGAACGUUUUAGGGAUGGUCCAAGAUAUUGCUGACUGCUUGGUGUGGGCCCAAGAGAGUGGACAGAAGUUCAACUUUGACAAAGACAACAUAGUAUUAAUUGGCCAUUCAGCGGGUGCACAUUUGUGUGCACUGACCACACUGUUUCUCAUUGAUUCAAGAGAGGAGCUUUUCAUAGAGGCCUGCAAGCAGAGGGACAUUACACUGGCAAUAAGAGGAGUUAUUGGUCUGAGUGGUGUGUACAACAUUGUGGACCAUUAUGAGCAUGAGCAGAAGCGAGCUGUCGAAUAUGUCUCCACCAUGCACAAAGCCAUGAAUGGAGUGGAGAACUUCCCGUACUACUCACCAACACACAUACUGAAGAAGUUCAGCCAGGACAAACUGAACAGAGUGCCUCCAUUCGCUUUGCUUCACGGGACCAGUGACAUUAUCGUUCCUUUCGAAUCUUCCACAAAGCUCUCGGAGCUCCUCACCUCGCUGUCCGUAAAGGUGUCGCUCUACCUGCUGCCCAGAGUUGACCACACUGAGAUCGUCACCGACCUCAUGGCGUCAAACAGGCGCUACUACCAUCCCAUCUACAGCUGCAUCAAACAGGAGUACAGAAAACUUUUGGGAACCUGCUGACGUUCCAUCAGAUCAGAAAAACAUCCAUUCAUCACUAGUCUCGCAUAGCCAGACCUAUCUCCACACUUGGUUUUUGUGCUGUGCCAGCGCUGGAGAAAGGUCUGGCUGAACAUAUUAUCAUUCUGGUAUAAGGGCAAAAAACCACUCUGGCUUGUUUGUAUUUAUUUAAACAAAUCACAAUUGUCUUGGGUGGUGUAAAGCUCAGGAUGCAGCAACGGUGCCCUCGCAAAACGGUAACACGCAGAUAGCGGAAGGGGAGGAGAAUUCUGACUGAAAUACUCAGCCAAUGGCAGGCUUAUACCCACAGCCUACUUCCUGUGAGUCAGACUAAUUCAUCACUAAAAUUUACUGAUUGUGCCAUACACUUACUUUGUUUACAGUAUCUGCUCUAAUACCUCAAAAUGAAUCAUAUUUAGCCUUGAUUAGAUUCUUUAAGUUGUGAUUCUACAAUAAUAAUUUAUAUCUUUUCUGCAAUUCAGUUCUGCAAUUGUAAAUGAGUAAAUCCAGGAGUUGCAUCUGAUUGAUUUUUAAUCUAUAUUCUGAAAAAAAAACUUUCUUAGUGGACUGCAAUCUGGAUAACAUCGUUCUAAUAAUGUCUUGUAGAAAUGUUAUCUGGAUUUCACUAAAGUGAAAUAAGUAAACAUGAAGUGAAAUCAGUCGUGAAGCAACAACAGUAUUAUGGAAAAAGUAAAGCACACUAAUACAUAGUGUUGAGACUGGAGUCCAGUUAGCUAAUCUGUUCCUCUGUUUCUCUGCCAACUAUGUUAUACUGACAUCGCAGCAUUUUGAUUCAUUAACUUGCAUGUUUUUAUCAAAUGAAACUUUUUCUUGAUUUAUUGUAAUAUCAUUUGUUUAAUAACUAUUUAUUGAUCCCAGACACAUUAAACCCACCUGAAGGAACUGA
Messenger RNA from Siniperca chuatsi (mandarin fish), 2191 nucleotides. RefSeq lists its product as uncharacterized. The coding region runs from base 178 to 1287 and encodes 369 amino acids. The transcript has 9 exons. The record is from RefSeq and is a predicted model, not a curated record. NCBI's taxonomy places the organism in Eukaryota, Metazoa, Chordata, Actinopteri, Centrarchiformes, Sinipercidae.